UGACGGGGAUGUCAGGAACAAAUUGAUAAGAUUUCCAUGAGAGUACAAUUUUCAAAAAACAAUUUAAUUCCUUACCUAAAAUGUUAACAUAUGACAAUAAAAUUAUUCUUGCACCAAUGGUACGCAUUGGAACUCUUCCUAUGAGACUUUUAGCGCUGCGAUAUGGUGCAGAUAUAGUGUAUACAGAGGAGUUAAUAGACUGGAAGUUUUUGCGAUCAAAGCGAAGAUAUAAUGAUAUAUUGAAGACUGUAGACUACAUAGAUCAAUCAGAUGGCACUGUAGUGUUCCGCACAUGUGAUGAAGAGAAAGACAAGGUUGUACUGCAACUUGGCACUUGUGAUGCUGAAAGAGCCCUGAAAGUUGCCAAAAUGGUAGAAAAUGAUGUUGCUGCUAUUGACAUCAAUAUGGGAUGCCCAAAAGAAUUUUCUAUAAAAGGUGGAAUGGGUGUUGCUCUUUUAGAGCAAACCGAUAAAGCAUAUGGAAUAUUGAAAACAUUGGUAACUAAUCUUUCUAUACCAGUUACUUGUAAAAUAAGAAUAUUUCAAACACCUGAAGAAACUUAUAGUGUGGUAGAAAAACUCGUUAGUUCCGGAAUUAAGGCAAUUGCGAUUCAUGGUAGGACACGGACAGAGCGUCCACAACAUGCAGUCCAUACUGAUGUUAUUCGGUUUAUAGCUGAGAGAAUAUCAAUACCUGUCAUUGCAAAUGGAGGUUCUAAAGAAAUAGAAAAGUACACAGACAUUUUUAAAUUUAAGGAAAUGACAGGUUGUUCAAGUGUUAUGCUUGCACGGGCGGCUGAAUGGAACUGCUCCAUAUUUAGAAAAGAAGGUCUUUUACCCAUGGACACUGUUAUUAAAGAAUAUCUUAAACUUGCAGUUGAAUAUGAUAAUUCCCCUUCAAAUACAAAGUAUUGUGUGCAAAAUAUAUUGAGAGAUUUGCAAGAGACACCUAGAGGUCGAAAGUUUUUAGAAUGCCAAACAAUGGACCAAAUAUGUGCCAUUUGGGAUUUAGAAGAUUAUUGUCAGGAAAAACAAUCAAACUAUCACAAGUUGGGAAUACAAGGCAGAUGGCAGGUCACCCCAAGUGAAUUAGAGCCACCAUACAAAAAGCAGAAGUCAGAUGAAGUAUGUUUAGAUGAUGUAACUCAAAUGAAGGUAUGCUUUAUUCGCGCAAACUUUAAUGAUCUCAACCUGCCUAAAUCACAGUUACAUACAUGGGCUGGUAAAAAAUCCUACAAACUACCUAUAUACGAGACUCAACAAAUUGAAAAAUUGUUUCGCACAAUAAUAACAUUUAAUGGUAAAAAGUACACAUCCACAUUUUGGGAGAAAAAUAAGAAGUUUGCAGAACAAGGAGCAGCACUAGUUUGUUUAUACCACAUAGGGGUACUUACUGAGGAAGAUUUGAUCAAGUUUGGUAGUAUAAUAAAAUAAAAGUAUUGA
This is a messenger RNA of Papilio xuthus (Asian swallowtail), 1442 nucleotides long. It is a transcript of the gene Dus2, whose product is annotated as Dihydrouridine synthase 2. Gene Ontology annotation, biological process: tRNA dihydrouridine synthesis. Gene Ontology annotation, molecular function: tRNA binding; tRNA dihydrouridine synthase activity. Bases 81 to 1433 code for a protein of 450 amino acids. NCBI's taxonomy places the organism in Eukaryota, Metazoa, Arthropoda, Insecta, Lepidoptera, Papilionidae. Gene Ontology annotation, cellular component: cytoplasm. The transcript has 6 exons. The record is from RefSeq and is a predicted model, not a curated record.